This is a messenger RNA of Exophiala bonariae, 2382 nucleotides long. RefSeq lists its product as uncharacterized. The record is from RefSeq and is a predicted model, not a curated record. Gene Ontology annotation, molecular function: glycerol-3-phosphate O-acyltransferase activity. Gene Ontology annotation, biological process: glycerol-3-phosphate metabolic process; phospholipid biosynthetic process; fatty acid metabolic process. NCBI's taxonomy places the organism in Eukaryota, Fungi, Ascomycota, Eurotiomycetes, Chaetothyriales, Herpotrichiellaceae. Gene Ontology annotation, cellular component: mitochondrial membrane. The transcript has a single exon. Bases 1 to 2382 code for a protein of 793 amino acids.
AUGGCCGAUCUCGUCCAGCCAACUCCAUCUAGAGUUCCUGUUGAUACCGCCCUCGAGAUACCUUCCGAUCAAGAUGGCGCAGGGUCGGAGAAGAACAUUGUCACACGGAUGGCACGUUUUCGAAAGAACCCUUUCAAUUUUGCCCAUGAGAUCUCCCUCUUCGUUCGCGGCGUUGGCUGGCGGGGUUAUGACAACAUAAUCGGCCAACCAUGCUUUUAUUCGGGAUACACCGCCAAACUAAAGUCGGCAACCAUGGCUUCCCCGAUCCUGAGACACAGACUUGUUGAGAUGACCGAGUCUCGAUUAAAAACUGAAGAAGAAGAGGCUCUGCUUGACCCAUCAAGUCCAACCUAUCUACAAGACAGGGAGAAGAGAAGACAUGAAAUCACCGCUCAAUUGAUUGGAAUUACGGGUGAAAAGCUGGACUAUAUGAUGUGCAAAAUGGAAAGCAAGCCAUAUAUCAGAAGUGCCUUUUAUGGUGCCACACAGCUUCUCACCAGAAUAUACAGCGGCAUUCACAUAUCUGAAUCCGAGGUAAAGAGGCUGAAAGAGGCUGCUGCCAUAGCUGCAGAAAGAAAACAGUCCAUCAUAUUUUUGCCUCGUCAUACCAGUCACGCGGACUAUGUCACCUUGCAGCUGGUCUGUUACCGUCUUGGUCUAACACUUCCAGUCGUCGUCGCGGGAGACAAUCUCAACUUUCCUGUAGUCGGUGGUUUCCUGCAGAGCUGUGGCGCCAUGUGGAUCAGAAGAAGCUUCUCAGACGACCAACUCUAUGGCACUCUCGUCCAAGCAUAUCUUGAUACCAUGCUUCAACAGGGAUAUAAUUUAGAAUGCUUUAUCGAAGGAACCAGAAGCCGCACCGGCAAACUGCUGGGGCCACGCUUCGGAAUUUUGAGCUUCCUUCUUGAGUCACUCUUAUCCGGCAGGACCCAAGAUGCAUAUAUAUGUCCUGUCUCCUUGCAGUAUGACAAAGUCGUCGAAGUCGAUUCCUAUGUCAGUGAACUGCUUGGAACCCCAAAGCAGAAGGAGAAUCUAGCGGACUUCAUUUCUUCUUCAUCUGUCCUAUCUUUGAAUAUGGGCCGCAUCGAUUGCAGGUUUCAUGAACCCUGGAGUCUAAGAGAUUUUAUCAAUGAGCAACAAGCCCGCCAAAACUCCUCGAGCCAGCAGAGUCUGACCGACAGUUCACCUGAGUCUGAGACUCGAACCAGGCUCUUGAGAACUUUGGGCUACAAAGUCCUCUCGGAUAUCAACUCUGUUGCCGUGAUAAUGCCGACGGCGUUGGUAGGCACUGUCCUCUUGACAUUGCGUGGGCGAGGUGUCGGCAAGUCAGAAUUGAUUAGAAGAGUCGAUUGGCUUGCUGCAAGAACAAAGGCAAAUAACGGAAAGGUUGCAGACUUCCAUGGUGUGCCUACAUCAGCCAUUGUGGAACGUGCGCUAGAAGUACUUGGUCCCAAACUGGUUGGCACUGUCAAUGGUUUGGCUGAGGAGACUUAUUAUGCUGUAGAUCGUUUUCAACUAUCAUUCUACCGCAACAUGACCAUUCAUCUCUUCAUCUCGGAAAGUUUUAUCGCAGCUUCGUUGUACACAAAAGUCAAGCAGGGUGGCGGCAAUGCAAAUCAAAGCAUGGAAGAGACAGAAUUGAUUGACAAGGUCACCUUCUUGUCACAGCUCUUCAGGGGAGAAUUCAUUUUCCCUGUUGGACAGGGGUUGAAGCAUAAUCUCGAGGCUGCUGUGCAAGGACUCACCCGCGAUCGAGUCCUUCAGAUCGCAGAAAGAGACGCUCAAAGGGUGGUUGGUCUCGCAGAUGCGGAGCGCAAACUUGGUCGGGAGAAUUUUGAUUUUUACUGUUUUCUUAUCUGGCCGUUCGUGGACGCUGCUUGGCUUGGAGCGGUCUCUCUACUAUGUUUGGUGCCUCCCCCCGGAUCGUCCAUCUUUCGGAUUGACAUGGCAAAAGCACAGAGUAUGGCACAGCUGGCUGGGAGGACUUUGUACCACCAGGGCGAUUUGUCAUAUUUCGAAGCGAUCAAUAAGGAAGCUCUGAAGAACGCAUACAGUAGAUGCCAGGAGGAAGGUAUCAUCAUCGUGACUAAGAGUGAGAGCCCCAAAGGCGGACCAACAGUACAACUAGCUCCCGACUGGAUACCGGAAAGGGACCCUGCAUCAGGCGAGCUACGCGCAUCUGGAAGACUGUGGGAUUUUAUCGAGAAGAUUGCGUUAUACAGACGAGAAGGGAAAAACAGACGAGAUGGUGCCGCAGUCUCGACCCGUGUACUUUUACUGGCGUCAAAGCUGAAUCACCAGCUCUUCCAAGAUGCAGAAGCGUCACUGGCGCCAGAAACAACCACUCCGAAACGAGAAAGACAGAGAAGGUCGAGACUCUAG